AUGCUAGGGGACCUUCAGAGUGUCAUAUCGACCCAUCAGGCGCAGCGGUUAACAUAUGAUGAAUUAGACCGUAAGAGUAAUGCGCUGGCUCGUGGGUUAGCUGCAGGCGGGCUUCCGAAAGGCGAUCGAGUGGCUGUUUCGUUGGGAAAUAGUAUUGAAUUUGCAAUUGUUACAUAUGCAUUGUUCAAGCUGGGAGCCGUGCUGGUCCCGUUGAAUCCAUCGUUCAAUGCGAACCAAGUGGUUUCUGCGCUCGGCCAUCUAGAAGCUUCCCAUUUGAUUAUGAGCACAGAGGUAAACCUACCAAGACGAGAGCCGCGUCCUACUCUCUCUCUUCUCCAUCAAAUAGUUCCCGACCUCCUCAGCUCAAAACUCGAGUCUCAAGCCGUCCCUUCUCUAAAGAAAAUAAUUCUCGUUAACAAUGACGAUGGCCGUGUCGACACCACAUCCUUUAAAUGCACCACACCGUUUGCUUCUCUAUCGUCGGAUCUCAUACAGGAUAUGCUUCCCAUCGCACCACAAGGGCUUUCACCACAUGACGUCGUGAACAUUCAAUUUACAUCGGGUACCACUUCGAUGCCCAAAGCUGCCUGCCUAACUCACCGAUCAAUUCUAAAUAAUGGUGUUCAAAUCGGGGAUCGUAUGCUGCUCACUCCGAAUGACAUCGUCUGCUGCCCACCACCCCUGUUCCAUUGUUUCGGGAGUAUUUUAGGAUAUAUGGCAACUGCAACUCACGGCUCAGCCAUCGUGUUCCCUGCAGAAUCCUUCAAUGCCAUUGCCACGCUCAAAGCAGUCCAGAAUGAGAGAUGCACGGCGCUUUAUGGGGUCCCGACAAUGUUCGUGGAAGAGCUAGAUCUCUUGGAGGAGGGAAAGGUGCCGUAUGAAGGAUUCCAAUACCUACGAACUGGGAUUGCAGCUGGCAGUAGCAUCCCAGCAGAGCUCAUGAAAAAGCUUCACAAGACGCUUAAUCUGACGGAACUGACCAUCUGCUAUGGCAUGACGGAAACUAGUCCUGUUUCAGCGAUGACAACAACGGACGACCCCAUUGAAAAACGAAUCUCCAGUGUAGGCCGGCUCAUGCCUCAUGUGGAGGCGAAAGUGGUGGACCCCCGUGAUGGAACGAAAACUCUUCCGGUCGAAACCAAGGGCGAACUUGUCGUAAGCGGCUAUCUGGUCAUGAAGGAAUACUGGGGCGCUCCAGAACGUACGGCGGAGGUGAUGGUGAAAGAUGAGGAGGGCAAAGUAUGGAUGCAUACUGGUGACGAAGCCACAAUGUCGCCAGAUGGAUAUAUCUCGAUCACAGGCAGGAUCAAAGAUUUGAUUAUUCGUGGAGGUGAAAAUAUUCAUCCUUUAGAAAUUGAAAACUGCCUCUUUGCCCAUCCUAGCGUAUCCAGCGUUUCCGUAGUCGGGGUACCAGAUGACCGGUACGGCGAAGUCGUGGCUGCAUUUGUGAUACAACGAGAAGAAGCAGAGCAGAAGCUCACCGCGGAUGAAGUGAAAGACUGGGUUAGAAAGAAAUUAAGUCAUCAUCUAGCCGCUCCAAGAUGUGCCAAGAUGCCAAUUCUCAGAUCAUCCGUUGCUUGUCGUGCUUGUUUUUCUCUGCCCUGUUUUUCGAUGCACGGUGCGCUCCACACGGCGGGGUCAUAG
This is a messenger RNA of Histoplasma capsulatum G186AR, 1644 nucleotides long. RefSeq names its product AMP dependent synthetase and ligase. Gene Ontology annotation, molecular function: medium-chain fatty acid-CoA ligase activity. The transcript has 6 exons. The record is from RefSeq and is a predicted model, not a curated record. The coding region runs from base 1 to 1644 and encodes 547 amino acids. Gene Ontology annotation, biological process: fatty acid metabolic process. NCBI's taxonomy places the organism in Eukaryota, Fungi, Ascomycota, Eurotiomycetes, Onygenales, Ajellomycetaceae.